Molecule: messenger RNA, 1755 nt
Organism: Varanus komodoensis (Komodo dragon)
Lineage: Eukaryota; Metazoa; Chordata; Lepidosauria; Squamata; Varanidae
Gene: DMAP1
Product: DNA methyltransferase 1 associated protein 1
Exons: 11
Coding region: 94-1485 (463 amino acids)
Biological process (GO): negative regulation of transcription by RNA polymerase II; DNA repair; chromatin remodeling
Cellular component (GO): Swr1 complex; NuA4 histone acetyltransferase complex; nucleus
Molecular function (GO): transcription corepressor activity
Source: RefSeq, a predicted model, not a curated record
GCCUUUGGAGGCUUGUAUCGGCGCGACGCAGCCGGUUCUGUUGCUGCCGGUCUGGAUCUUGGACCGAUUCAAAGAGAAGUAGGAGGCAACAAAAUGGCCACAGGAGCAGAUGUCCGGGAUAUAUUAGAACUGGGAGGCACUGAGUCUGAGAACAUAGGAACUAUUAAUAAGAAAGACAUCAUCAAUUCUGAUAAGAAAAAAUCCAAGAAAUCAUCAGAGACCCUAACAUUCAAGAGACCAGAAGGAAUGCACCGGGAGGUCUAUGCACUACUGUAUUCUGAUAAAAAAGAUGCACCUCCUCUUUUGCCCAGUGACACUACACAGGGCUACCGCACAGUCAAGGCAAAGCUGGGUUCCAAGAAAGUGCGGCCCUGGAAGUGGAUGCCCUUCACCAACCCAGCUAGGAAGGAUGGGGCUAUGUUCUACCACUGGAGGAGGGCAGCAGAAGAGGGCAAGGAUUACCCGUUUGCCAGAUUCAACAAAACAGUGCAAGUUCCAAUCUACUCAGAGCAGGAAUAUCAGAUGUACCUCCAUGAUGAUGCCUGGACCAAAGCUGAAACAGACCACCUCUUUGACUUGUCACGUCGGUUUGAUCUCCGCUUUGUGGUCAUACAUGACCGCUAUGAUCACCAGCAAUUCAAAAAGCGUUCAGUGGAAGACCUAAAGGAACGUUACUAUCACAUCUGUGCUAAGUUGGCCAAUAUUCGUGCUACUCCAGGCACUGACUUGAAGAUCCCUGUCUUUGAUGCUGGCCAUGAAAGGCGCCGGAAGGAACAGUUAGAGAGACUAUAUAACCGGACACCAGAACAGGUGGCAGAAGAAGAAUAUCUAAUCCAGGAGUUGCGGAAAAUUGAAGCCAGGAAGAAAGAGAGGGAGAAGCGAACACAAGACUUGCAGAAACUCAUUACAGCUGCUGACACAACCACUGAACAAAGACGCGCAGAGCGAAAGGCACCCAAGAAAAAGCUGCCGCAGAAGAAGGAAACAGAGAAGCCUGCUGUCCCUGAAACUGCUGGUAUCAAGUUUCCAGACUUCAGGUCUGCAGGUGUCACACUGCGGAGCCAGAGGAUGAAACUGCCGAGCUCCGUGGGACAGAAGAAGAUUAAAGCCUUGGAGCAGAUGCUGAUGGAACUCGGAGUAGACCUGAACCCAAUGCCUACAGAGGAGAUUGUCCAGAUGUUCAACGAGUUGCGCAGCGAUCUAGUGCUGCUGUAUGAGCUCAAGCAAGCCUUUGCCAACUGCGAAUAUGAGCUGCAGAUGCUGAGACACCGUUACGAGGCACUGGCCAAAGCAGGGAGCGCAGGGCCCAACGUGGACGGUGGCUCGCAUGCUGAUGGACAGUCAGGCUUGUGCACUGAAGAGGGCAAGGGUGAUGGCAAAGAACAGAUCAUUGAUGUGGUUGGGGCCCCCCUCACACCCAAUUCGAGGAAGAGGAGGGAAUCUGCUUCCAGUUCCUCAUCUGUCAAAAAGGUGAAGAAGCCCUGAGAAACAUGGAAGUUCCAGCUGCUGGAAUUUGGAGGACCAGGACACUGACUGUGGGUGCAGGAGGGCUGCAUGACAGUGACCUUUAUGCCAGAGGAUUCUUGUUGUGACAUUGCCCUCCCCUGCUUGAGAAAAGGGUAGGCCUGCCCCAGGUAAAGGGGCUGGACUAGCUAUGUGCCAGCCUCAUAUUACUUGUUGCUGUGGUUAUUGUGUUGUCUUUUGUAUGCCUGACUUUUGUAAACUUCCUUGUAAAUACAGAAUCCGUUAAUUCUU